This is a messenger RNA of Pseudomyrmex gracilis, 1093 nucleotides long. RefSeq lists its product as uncharacterized. The transcript has 3 exons. Gene Ontology annotation, biological process: sleep; positive regulation of voltage-gated potassium channel activity; regulation of synaptic transmission, cholinergic. The record is from RefSeq and is a predicted model, not a curated record. Bases 147 to 620 code for a protein of 157 amino acids. NCBI's taxonomy places the organism in Eukaryota, Metazoa, Arthropoda, Insecta, Hymenoptera, Formicidae.
GCUUCGACCCGUAAGUCUUGGACUAGUGCAUUACACGAUAUAAAUUAAAUCUGAUAGUUCGCAGUGGUUUGUUUGAUUUCAUCUUAUCUCUUAAAUGUACUCUUAAAACAAUUGCAGACCACCGUCGCAUCAAUAUCUUAGCAGAAAUGACGAGAAAAGUUCUAUUUAUGAUAUUUCUUGUCGUUUUUUUGAUAAAUCAAGGUGAGAGUACUUUGUACUGUUAUAGAUGUAUGAGUAACCAACCUGGAUGUGGUACACCUUUAAAUUGGCUGUGGUAUUGGGGAGAAGUGUGUCCAGAAUAUGAUGACAAGUGUGUUAAAAUAAUCGAACGAAAAGGAGCCGAGACAGUCAUCACACGUGAAUGCUUAAGUUCCGUCACUAGCUUUAGAACGGAUAUUCCUGCUGAUCAUUACGAAGGUUGUAGGCCCGCUGCUAAAGAUGUCCGAUUAGGUCAUUAUGUUAACAAUAGUAUACAUCAAUUAGAUAUUCAUCGUGAUUAUUACGAUGAAGUUACUUGGUGUUUUUGUUACUUUGAUAAUAGAUGUAACAGUGCAACAAGUAUUACUGUUUCAGCAUUUAUCAUUAGUUUAGGAAUUGCAAUACAUAAUUUCAUAUCUUGAGGCUCUUGUACAUUUUCAACAUAUUUCUCUUUAAAUUUCUAACUUACAUUUAUUCUAAUAUCCCUAUGAGCAAAGUGCUAAAAAUCUGUAGAGAGAUUGCUACAAAUUCAGACACAGCGGUGUAUAAACAGAUGUAUGUCAAAUAGUGCCAUUUUUCACAAAUUGGUACUAAAUUCUGAGCAGAUCUGUUCAAUACGAGUAGCAGCAUCUUUGCGUUAGACAGAUCUGCUCAGAAUUUAGUGCCAGUUUGUCAAUUGACUUGCAAACUGGUUUUUUUUGUUUUUUUUUUUGUGUUUUAAUCUGUGACCGUUUUGAUAACAAAUGUGUCGCGGACAUUUAACGAAAUCUGUUCGACAUACUUGGCUAACAGGGAUAUUAAACUCGUACAUAAAAAGUAAAAUUGGCACAUAUCGCACUGCCGUCCAUUAAUUUAGAUAAAAAAAAAAACUUAUAAGCCGUCCAUUAGAUAAAAA